GCGCUUUCGCCCCAGCACGCGACGGACGAUCCUUGGGAUCCGCUUUCUCCGCGGACGGGAAAUGACUGCAAAGCCUCUCCUGCUCCUCGCGGGUGCGAUACUUGGCAUUCCCUCCGAUCCCAAUCGGAACCGGUCGCCGGCAGACGAGCGCUUUCCGACGACGCCGCUGCGGCAGCAUCGCGCCGCCACCGCAAGCGAGAGGACGACAUGGUGAAUCUCCUCGGCGCCAGCCUCGCCGGCUGGCUGCUGGUCUCCUCCGCCGGCUUGGUGAUGUGUCUGGAGCCUGGUCUGUCAGGAGGCCUGUGUGAAGGCCGGCCGGACUCGGUGUUUGCCGACAGCGACGGCCACGGCUUCGUGGCUUGCCGAGGAGGCGCUGCACACCAGCUGCGUUGUCCGCCGCGACAGCAGUUCCACGCUGGCUACUGCCGCCGGCCCAGGGCGGACGUGGAGGCGCAGAGGUGCUCCGAGCCGGACGGCGUCUAUCCGGACUACGGCUCCGGAUGCCGCCGCUUCUUCUUCUGCCGAGGUGGCCGCAAGACAUCGCUAACCUGUCCGGACUCGCUUCUCUUCGACUGGCGCCUGGGACGAUGCCGCCAGGCGGCGAAGGUGGCCUGCCCGAAGCUGCGAUGCGACGCGGACGGCGUGUUUGCUGACCGCGUGGGCGGAUGCAGGCGUUACUACCGGUGCCAGGACGGCGAAAGAGAGGAAGCUCUUUGCCCACAGGGCCAGCUCUUUCGUGCGGGUCGCUGCCAGAACACGACGAGCGUCGAGUGCGAGGGUGACAACGGGUGCGCCAGUCUGCCGGACGCCUUCUAUCCGGCUCCGGGCUGCGCCCAGUUCGUGCUGUGCGUGGCCGGCAACGCGCGGGAAUUCUCGUGCCCAUCCGACCUCAUCUUCAGCCGCAAGCAGCUCGCCUGCGACUACCCGCGCAAGGCCACCUGCGAAGUGCCCGACGCCACAUGCCCCCCUGGAUCGAACGGUCUGUUCCCGCUGACCGGUUGCCGAGAGUUCGCCGUGUGCCGGGACGGCGUCCUUCUCAAAGUGGGUAGCUGCCCCAAAGCCAUGGCCUUUGACGCCAACAGGCUGUCCUGCCGCCCCAUUGGGGACGUCAAUGCACGUUCGCCGAAGAGUACGCCGACGCAGGAGUGUGUAGGUCGCGCCGAUGGUGUCUACCCAGGCGCAACAGCAGACUCCUUCUACGCAUGCCUAGGACACGUCAAGGUGGCAACAUCGUCCUGCCCUGAGGGAUCCGUCUUUGACCCCACCGUUCACGGUUGUCAGACAAAGGGACCUGUAUCGGCUAACGAUGGCGUCUCUUACGGCCAGUACGAGUGCGAGGGGCGCAUAGGUGUCUUCCCUGAUUAUAGAACAUCGUGCUACAGCUACCGCAUCUGCGCCGAUGGCCUGGAAGUCGUCCAAGACUGCGGCGGUGGCCUAAGCUACGACACUGAGUUCGGUCGCUGCGUCGAAGAUGCCUCAACGCCAUGCCGUCCUCCGCGCGUCGUCGGUACCUUCAAGUGCCCCGAGGGCUCACCUGGACUCUUCGUGGACGAGAGCAGCGGCUGCAGAUUCUGGCACGAGUGCGUUGGCUCCGAGGGUGUCUCGUACGCAUGCCCGAAGGGUCACUCAUUCGACCCCGAGAGGAUGAUUUGCCGCCCUACAGUCGGCUGUACCGAGACUGCGCUGAGGCCGCGGGCCUCUAUAUCUGUCACCGGACUUGUCGUAAGGAUCAACGACACAGACUUCGAUGUCGACUGUGGAGAAGUUGCUGAGGUUCUGCCGUCCAUCGACCGUCAGGACUUCCACGUGUGUACUCCCGCUGGAGCGUUCAAUUUCCGUUGUCCCUCUGGCACGGUCUUCGACACUGAGAGGAACGCCUGUGACAUAGACCGUGGCACCGACGUGACCGACCUGGCACUUCCAGAGAAUGCUGACGAUGACUUCACCUGUGACGGUAGACGCGAUGGCUUGCACCCUGACGAGAAUCAGGGCCACGACUGCGCGAGGUAUUACUCAUGCGAAGGAGGCCGCAAAAGGAUCAUGCUCUGCCCUACAGGUACAAGGUUUAACCCCGUGCUUCUCCUUUGCUCGAGCUCGGUUCUGUGUCACGUAGAUCGGCACUUCUCGGGGACGCAGCCGCCUGCCCUCUUGAACGCCCCUGUUACCACAACAGAGACUAGUACAACAACGAGUGCACCUCCAUCCACGGUGGAACCCACCCGACGAACGACAACGGAGUACACGACUAAGCUAACGACAUCUGCGCCGGCUGUUGUAACUGCACGAGCGUCGUCGAGGGGAAGCGGUCGUACGGCAACGAGAGGAACUACAUGGGCCGCAUCAUGGCAAGGCAGUUGGGCCUGCUACGCGAGCACCUGCGCGCUCGACUACGUUAGCACCUGUGGAAUCUACAAGGCCAGUUUCUACGACGGCGCGACCUACCACAUCGACAACUACUGUGGCUACGACCACGACAACAACGAUGGCCACGACCACGACGACAUCGACAACGACGACACCAGCCCCAGCACCUACAAUAUCCGCCGGCAUCGCAGCCAGAUUACGACGAUUACUACACAGACAUUUCGCCAGAACAUGCCCCUGAAGUCCCAGCCGGCGUCGCGAGACAAACUACGCCAGUGACUACGCCAGAAAGUGUUCCAGAACCGGCCGUUGGACUAGUUGCAAGAAAAAUUCCAGAGGGUGUGCCCCUGCCUCGUCUGGACGAUACGCCAGUAACUGUACCUCCUUUCAUCAAGGACUAUGAAACAGAAGCGAUACCAAAGAGUUUACCAGAAACAGGUACAGUGCCUCCGGUUACUACAGCGCAGAAUAUAAAAGAGCUUGCACCAGAAACUACACCGUCGACAACGCAGGCCAGCACUACGGUAACUACACAGGGAAGCACACCAGAUUAUGUC
Rhipicephalus microplus (southern cattle tick) is the source of this 2921-nucleotide messenger RNA. RefSeq lists its product as uncharacterized. The record is from RefSeq and is a predicted model, not a curated record. Gene Ontology annotation, molecular function: chitin binding. Lineage: Eukaryota; Metazoa; Arthropoda; Arachnida; Ixodida; Ixodidae. Gene Ontology annotation, cellular component: extracellular region.